This is a messenger RNA of Asterias rubens (European starfish), 1212 nucleotides long. RefSeq names its product pyrokinin-1 receptor-like. Gene Ontology annotation, molecular function: G protein-coupled receptor activity. Gene Ontology annotation, biological process: G protein-coupled receptor signaling pathway. The transcript has a single exon. The record is from RefSeq and is a predicted model, not a curated record. Lineage: Eukaryota; Metazoa; Echinodermata; Asteroidea; Forcipulatida; Asteriidae. Gene Ontology annotation, cellular component: plasma membrane. Bases 1 to 1212 code for a protein of 403 amino acids.
AUGGGGGCAAACAAUCAGGUAGCUGCUGCAUGUGAUUCUUUUGUGAAUCUUACUGUUGCAGAUGACUCUGUUAUACAACGUUACACCUUCUCUGGUGUAACUAUACAAGUUAAAAUCAUCAGCAUCAUCAUUGUCCUCACUGUAGGGUUAUUGGGAAACUGUGCUUUUCUGUUCGUCAUUGCCAGAGUGCGGACAAUGCAGACCCUCGUCAACUUCUAUUUGGUGAACUUAGCCUUUGCAGACUUGAUUUUACUCGUGGAAAAUGCAGCUAUACCGAUAGUGUAUUACUUCGGGAUAGGGGUGCCUUCGAGCGGACAUUACAUUGGUGCUCCAGGCUGUAUUGCUAAUAACUUCUUCGCCUACUUGGGUUACUUUGCCUCCAUUACUUUAGUUUGUCUUAUAUCGACCGAGAGAUACCUAGCAGUAUGUCACCCAUUGAAGCAUCUCUCGAUUAACACCAAGAGCAGAGCUUCUAAACUUUUGGUCGGUGCUUGGGCUGUCGCUGUCCUAUUCAGCAUUUGGGCAAUUCCUAUUCAAUCUGUUCACCAAAAGGUCUGCAUUGAAUGGCCUGGAACUGAUGAGUUUAGUAACUUCCCCGAGCAUGUAGGACGUUGCAGACCAUCAGCUUUAUGGAAUUUGUUAUUAUUCGAUGCCUUGCAGACAGUUCCAUUCUUCUCUGCUCUCAUCUGCAAUGCCGUGUUCUUUACUAAGAUUAUCCGUAAUCUCAGAGGACGGAGUGCGUUUGAGAGAGAGUCCGUUCACACUCGACGUACCUCCCGCACAACCCACCAAGUUACAACAAUGCUGGUGGCCAACGUGGUUGUGUUCUUCAUUUGCCACGCCCCGUUCCAGUUCCUCAACAUGUGUGGGUUGAUAGCGAAUCUAGCUGGACAGCAACUUUUCUCCAAUCCAGUCACUGAGACUUUUAUUCUCUUGGUCUUUCGGAUUCUUGUCUCGAUAAAUUCGGCGGCUAACCCGAUUGUCUAUAACGCAACUAAUUCCCGUUACCGGAGGGCGUUCAUACGGGCGUUUACGUGUUCGACCCGGGGUAAGGGUGGACCCCGGGCUCGCUCUAGAUUCGUGACGGUCAAUGACAGCUUGGUGGAAGCUGGCCGUAGCGUCAAGAGACAUGGUGAAGAGAAUGUUCAAUUCAACUUGAAUGAAACGACUCCUGACAGAAGUUCACAAUACUCACAAUUGACAAGAUUAUAA